Molecule: messenger RNA, 856 nt
Organism: Cajanus cajan (pigeon pea)
Lineage: Eukaryota; Viridiplantae; Streptophyta; Magnoliopsida; Fabales; Fabaceae
Source: RefSeq, a predicted model, not a curated record
UUUCUGUUCCUCAUCUUCUUUAAGAUUAAGCGGAUAGCCAUAGGAUAAUAUCGCAAUACACUUCUAUGAUUCUAGUGGGCCUUAGCCAGAUUGGCCCAUGACCCCACCAACCCACAUGCCCAUCUCAUCCCUUGGCUUUUCCCCUCUAUUAAACACCCUGCUUUUCGGCCAUCGCAAUAAAAGAAAAACAAACACAAACUUCAAACUCCAAUACUUGUAGAAAUUCACAAGGAGGUUACUAUGGAACUCGAUGAUGAUCUAUUUUUUGCUGACUUGAGCAAGCAAAUUUCUCUCCUAAUUAUGGAUGAAGAUGAUGACCCCCUUGCUUCUUGUACUUCACACUCUCUUCAGCCUCCUCCACAGUCUGGUUUCCUCUAUGAUGAUACUUUGAGAAGACAAAUUAGCAAAGGGACAGGUGUGUUCAUCCCCCAAUCCACACAGCCUAGAAGGAAGCACAGGAAAGGAAGAUCAAGCUCAAACUCUAAAUAUCAAAAGCAGUCUCAAGAUACAAAAUUUGUUUCUCAAGUUCCAAUAAAAAGUUCUUUCAAACCCAAAAAUGGUUGAGGAUAUAUGGAUUCUUCAACGCAAUAUUGUUAGUUUUACUUAAGUUCUAUUGAUUAAUUACUUUGCCGAGUUUAAUCACUUAUGGGUUUAAUUCUUUAGUCUUUAGGCAAUAAUAAUUAUAUGGCUAUAUAGUUUGAUGGAUUCAUGUAUAUAGGUUAUUAUGUACGUGGGAAUGCCAUAUAUGUACUUGCUACCUAGUCUUUAUAGCAAGAUCUUGUAACCCUUCAUCGUUGCAAAAGCACGAUUAAGUUGUUAAUUAUCUGGUUUGAUGAGUUUAUUAAUCUUGUUUCUU